AUGGCCUGUGUCUUUACUCCUCUUUUUGAAGACUCUGAGGAGCAUUUUGGGAGAUCUGUGCCUGCUUUGCAUCCAAAGUUUUACCUGACAAUGACCAAACCAAUGGCAGAUGAGAGAGAGGCAGUACAGCUGGAGCAGUAUCUUCAGAAAGUUACUUUGGAUUCAAAUAUUACAAAUAGUGAUGUCUUCAUAAUUCUUUUUGAAAAGAGUAAGUUAGAUAUGUUUAAGAUCCAAACCCAGAGAGCCUUUUUGGAUGUUUAUCUCUCUUAUGGCAGCAACGGUAGACUUUAUAUCCAGUCAUCAGACACUGCAAAAAGAAUAUUACAGGUAAUGGCUUUUUGGAAUUCUGUUGAAAGUUUCCAUUUGUUAGUUACAUUGUGUGAGGUAGGUAUGUUGAGAGAAUUCAUAAAAUAUUCUAGCCUAUUUUUCUUUCCAAAUUAUAAUGAUGAAGCUCUCUCUGAUGUGGUGGAAAAAGUGGCAGAACUUGAACUUCCUUAUGUGAGACUUCAGAGCAUGAAGAAGUUGCACUGUAAGCUUGGGAUCAGAAAGUGGUUGUAUGGAUCCUUCUCUCAAUUGCUGAUGGAUUGUAGAAUUUCACUGAACUUGCUACAUAUGCAGGCAGUCCAGGAAGUUAAGAGGAAUUGGGUUAAACCAACAGAUGAGCAGAUGCAGGAACUUCAAUUUCUACAAAAAAUCUUGAUGUUUGAUCCUUUUAUUUGUGACUAUCCAGAAGAAAGCUGCUCAGCUGACAUUCAUGUUGGUAAUGAUGAGAUCAGCUGCUGCAGGAUGCUGCCUACUAACCAAAUAGAGGUCAGCUUUAAAAUCAACAGGUUAAGAAUUUGACAGGUGACUUUUCUUGAAGCCAGAGAAGACAUACUGGAGCUCUGAUUUGAGUACAAUGACUCGGGCACAUGAAACUGGAUAAUUUUGUACACAAAACAGACCUUUGUGUUCAGCAGCUGCUUGAAGAAAAUGGUAUCAGAACAGACAACGAAGGCAGCCAAAGGCCAAGAAAUGAUCAAGAUGCCUGAAUAUAUGAAAAAUAGUAAGAAAUCCAGCAACCAACAAAAACAGGUAAUUCAUUUGGGUUGUAUCUCAAGUAAAAGAUUUUUAGUUAGGCCAAAUGAAGAUUACUGUGUAUUUGAGAAAAUAAGAGAAGAGGACCUUAAUAAUUUAUUUUAG
Molecule: messenger RNA, 1182 nt
Organism: Ficedula albicollis (Collared flycatcher)
Lineage: Eukaryota; Metazoa; Chordata; Aves; Passeriformes; Muscicapidae
Gene: SNX31
Product: sorting nexin 31
Biological process (GO): intracellular protein transport
Cellular component (GO): early endosome
Molecular function (GO): phosphatidylinositol binding
Source: RefSeq, a predicted model, not a curated record